Messenger RNA from Bactrocera oleae (olive fruit fly), 762 nucleotides. Lineage: Eukaryota; Metazoa; Arthropoda; Insecta; Diptera; Tephritidae. The record is from RefSeq and is a predicted model, not a curated record.
UUUUAUUGCAGCUAUACUCUGUAGUUAUCAACCUAACAUUUUUCGGCGAUGAUUACACCACGCGUUUGACAAACACAGAUUCACAAAAGAAAAUCGUUGAGGAGUUCCAUACAACCAAACCCGGUCACCCAUUGUUGGCAAUUUUACAGACGAAGAUUUCGCUGGUGAACGAUUGGUGGGGUGCAACACCACAAGAUAACGCCGAGUAUCCGUUUCAGCGUGAUGAAGUGGAGCGCGUCAUUAACGGAAAAUUCGGUGAACGCAGUCACACAAAAACCAUUGGAACCUCUUCGAUGCAAGCGCUUCCCGAAUAUGCAAGAUUGCGUAAAACGCAGAAGUCACUCAAAAGUCUGAUCAUUUCAAUCCCCCAGCCGCUGCUUGAGCAUAUACUGAUUUCACCCAAACCCAUAGACCAUCCAGAACCGGAGAACAGUUUGAUUGGCUUCAUCUUCGCCGUAUUGGUGGCCAUCAUAUUGGUGCUCGUUGUGGUCAUACUCUUAAUUGUUAUACGUAAUAAACGCGGUCGUGGCGGUAAUGUGCUCGAUGCAUUCCAACACAACUUCAACCCGGAUACGCUAGGGGGCGCCGAUAAGCGGCUCAAUUGCAAUGGCAUGAAGGCCGUCACGAUGGACAAUGACACGGAGUCUAUUGACAAGAGCAGCCUCUACCAUGAACCGUUCAAUGUGAAUAUGUACACGAGUGCAGCGAGCGGUUGCUCCAUGAAUGACAUGCAACGGCAACAUGUCACACCGGACUACACAG